AUGACAGAUAAUAACGAUGCAGAUGAAGAACAAAAUGUUCCUGAUUUAAAAGUAAUCGAAAAACGUGUGUUGUAUAUGCUUUUAAAACUUCAAGUAAUAUACAAUGUAUCGGAAAUGGCUGUUGAUUUUGUUGCCAAAAGUUUAUCUGAUAUACUUAAUGCAGUACAAACAUCAAAUAUUGAUGUAGGUUUAGUAGGUAAUGUGAUACGAAAGUUUGGGAGUUCUUAUCGAAGAACACAAAAAGCAACGGAAUAUUUUCAAUACGUACAACCCGUACACAAACAAUAUGAAACGAUCAAUCAAAAACAAAAAAAAAAAAUUGUGAAAUAUUCUUAUGUGCCAUUUCUUCUGAGUCUAAAAGCUUUCUUAGCUUUGCCAGAAGUGCAAGAUGAUUUAAACCGACCAACACUUCAAUUUAAUUCAAAAAAAAUCAAAGAUAUUACUGACGGAAAAUUUGCUCGUAAUCAUCCUCGGUUCAAUGAUCCAACA
Molecule: messenger RNA, 489 nt
Organism: Didymodactylos carnosus
Lineage: Eukaryota; Metazoa; Rotifera; Eurotatoria; Philodinida; Philodinidae
Source: the annotation of a GenBank genome assembly